Messenger RNA from Magnolia sinica, 849 nucleotides. RefSeq lists its product as uncharacterized. The coding region runs from base 1 to 849 and encodes 282 amino acids. NCBI's taxonomy places the organism in Eukaryota, Viridiplantae, Streptophyta, Magnoliopsida, Magnoliales, Magnoliaceae. The transcript has a single exon. The record is from RefSeq and is a predicted model, not a curated record.
AUGGACGAAAGAACAAAAAGGCAAAGCACUGCUAGUAAGUUCACCGGCGUCUGUUUCGCCCCAAUCAAUCAAUGGCACAGGGGCACAGAGAAGUCGAAUGAAACCCCAUCCUCUCCUCUUUUCAUAAGCCCCAUUACGUCAAUAUAUUCUUAUCCCACUCCGACUACAACUUCAUCGAAGAGUGGAGAAGCCAUGGUGCACAUGGCUGGAACAAAUCAGGAAAAUACACCAACUACGGAGGAUCGUGCAAAUGAAAUGGCAGACGCACAAAGAGCACUAAUGGAAGAAUACAGAAAUCUCAGAGAAGCCUUGACAACUCUUGCACACAAUAUUGCCCGAAUGGCAACACCCCUAGUGACUGAUAAUGUGAAUGAAAGAGAGCAACACCCUGAAGGAUCGCAGCUAUCGAGGACAGGGUCACAUGGAUCUGUUCCCAUGACAAGAAUGGUGACACAGGAAGAAGUACGACAGGUCGUUGAAGAGGCGGUUAGGUUAGAGAAAGAACGUGAGGGUACAGGAAGAUUUAGAUAUCGUACACCAUACCCAAGAGAAGUGGAGGAUAUCCCUUUCCUGAACAAUUUUAAACAUCCGGACUUUCAGAAGUUCAACGAGGAUGGAUCGCCAGAAGAACACCUGAUGCACUUCAUCACCAGUAUGGGGAAUUUCUCCACAGUACCCCAAUACUGUCUCCGAUUAUUUGGGUCUUCUCUAACGAAUAAAGCGUUCAGGUGGUAUGCUAGCUUAACGCCUGGGUCGAUAAGAACAUGGGAGCAGAUGCAAGACGCGUUCAUGUCAAAUUUCUUCUCAUCAGAACGUGAUGUCAGUAUCACGGAACUAGCUUCAGUGUGA